Electrophorus electricus (electric eel) is the source of this 2419-nucleotide messenger RNA. It is a transcript of the gene nufip1, whose product is annotated as nuclear FMR1 interacting protein 1. Gene Ontology annotation, molecular function: RNA binding. Gene Ontology annotation, cellular component: nucleus. Gene Ontology annotation, biological process: box C/D snoRNP assembly. The record is from RefSeq and is a predicted model, not a curated record. Lineage: Eukaryota; Metazoa; Chordata; Actinopteri; Gymnotiformes; Gymnotidae.
GCCAGGAACGCGUGCAUCUAGCACGAAGCGGUAAAUACAGCUAGCGGCGCGCGUGCAAACUUUCUAAUAUAUAUACAGCCAGCUGGACGCGUGCGACCUUUCCUUUUUGCGUCGCCAGCCAGACCGCACUUCGCGAUGGCCGCGCCGGGACGGUACCCGCCACCCAAUUUUGGUUUUCCAACUCGAGAGCCCGUGCUUAGCCCGCCGACCUUCCAGUGGGCUCGUGAGCAGCACGCCGACUUCCAAGCGUGGAGAGACUGGACGUGGGUCCGGUCCGCACCAGUAGGCGCGUGCGGCUCCGGCGGCCGCGGGGGUCCGCGCGGUCCGGUUUACGCGCCGCAGGGAUAUUCUGGACCCCAUCAUCACGAGUAUCGAUACGGGAGGAACAGCUAUGGCAACAACCAGUGGGGCAAAAAACAGAAAAAGCGAAAAGAACCAGAGUUCAGCCAUUUUUGUGACACUUGUGAUAGAGGCUUCAAAACCCAAGACGUCUUUGACGAGCAUGUCGCUCAGCACGUACAGUGUUCUGUCAAAGACUGCAGUUUCACUGCACACGAGAAGCUUGUCAAAAUCCACUGGAGAAAUAGUCAUGCUCCAGGAACCAAGCGUAUCAAACUGGACACCCCAGAGGAGAUUGCCAAGUGGAGAGAAGAAAGGAGAAAGAACUACCCAACUUUAAGCAACGUGGAGAAGAAAAUGAAGUUGAUGGAGGUCAAAGAAAAGAGAGGAGAUGUCCUGGAGACCGCCCAGUUCGGUCGGUUUAGGAGCCCCGGCCGAGGAUGUCGUGGGCACUAUCGUGGAGGGGGUUUUCCGGGUCCCAGAGGAGGUGUGUGUGGCGGCCGUCAACGUUUCCAUGCAGGAAGUACAGAGGCGGAGCAGCCUCAGCCUCGCCCACCCCCUCCCCCUGAUGGAGACCCUCUGGGAAUCCUGGCCGACGUUGACCCCGAUUCUGAGAAGGAAGAUUCAGUGAAGAUCAAGUCUGAAGUUUGUGUGGCCCCCAGAAAAUUGACUUCUGCUCUGGGGUCCCUGAUCUCCAGCUAUGCAGAGGAUAUGAGUGUCAGCGAGGACGAGACUGAUGAUACUCCUGUCCUGAAAAGUGCUCUGGCUUUGGAAGAGAACAAGGCACUGCUGGCGUCUUGUUCCAGUCCUGCCCAGAACAGUACACCGAACCCUGACCACAGGCUGGCAGCUCAGAAUUCUCAGGCCUGCUGCCCACCUCCACGUCCUUUGGGUUACCAGGGUAACAGAACAGGCCGUGGAGGCCGGAGGGGUGGCAGGGGUUCCAGGAGUGACCCACAGAGACGCCGUCCCACCCUCCUAGAGAUGCUGUUGGCUCCAGAUGUUCGGCACGAAAGGAACAUGGUGCUUCAGUGUGUCCGCCAUGUCAUCCGGAAUGGAUUCUUCGGCCUCUCUUGUAAAGAUUCUACCAUCGCGAUGCCAGAAAUGAAAGUGUUGACUACAGAUGGUCCCAUGUCAAACACUGCCGUUGGUGAAAAUGAUACAACGGGGGAAAUUAUCACUGACUGUUCAGAUGUGAUGGGAGACCUGGCCAGUCAAGAACAGGAAGGGAACCCCUCCUCUGUGUCGCACGGCAUGUUGCAUCAUAAAGAAUGUGACCUGAAACAUUCAGAGCUCUGCCAGGAGCCUUCAGAAGUUUCCAAAUGCGAUCAGAUGAAUUCCAGUACAGUUUGUGGAGACGUGACUGAUGCCGAGACUGAGUUUAAUCCCAUCAGCGAAAACGUCUCCGGCCAAACGGACUCCACUCCAUUUCCAUCGGAGACAGAUCAGCCAAAGGCACGUCCACUCUCGUUAACUGAUGAUUGUUCCAGCGGCACGACACUGAUUGGAGAUCAGCCUGGCGAGCUUCCAGAGCCAGUGGACUACGAUGAGCCAUGUCAAACGUUGCCAGAUGCAGCUCCACUGGUGUCUACUAGUAGACAUCACGCUUUAACUGAUGAUGAAACCUUUGUUGGUGUAGCUGAUACCAGAGCUGAUGGUGAUGCUGCUCAGAUCUCCCCAGACCAUGCUACAGAGCUCCUCCAGAUAAAUACUCUUACCAAACAGGAUCGAUCCCAGCAAACCUUUGGGAAAGAGUUUUCAGACCAACAACUUACUGUGACUCAUCUUGCUUCUACAACAGAAGGGCUGACCAAGCUGGAGAAGUCAAAUAUCCUUACAGAUGAGGAGACGCACACAAACCCUAUAACGUCAGUCUGUGAAGAUGUCUGGGAGACUUGCACAGGCACCACUGAUGCUAUGUAGAUCAAUGUUUAGUGAAAAAAUCUUUUGAAUAAGGACCAGGACAGUUUGUUUCAGUGUUCUGUACCUACAACAGGCACUGCUGAUUCAGUGCUGUUUGGACUCUUGCAUCUGAUAUGUAAAUGUAAACAAAAAGUAAAAUUGAGUGUCAAACAAUUAA